AUGACCCAACUUGCUCCUGCACCAGCACUCGACUUUAGCAUCAACGCCGACCAAGUCAAGCAAAUCACCAAGGAUAUCAUUGAUGAGGAGCUUCGUGUCAACAAUGAGAUUGCAGCUCUCAAACCAGAGGAUCGCACUUAUGAGAACAUUGUGCCCAAACUUGCUCGCAUUGAAAACACCUUGUCUGGCAAGAUCCAGCUUGUGAGCUCGUUGAGUCAAAUUUCCCCUGACGCUGCUAUUCGUGAUGCAUCCGUUGCUGCCGAAAAGCAAUAUGAAGAAUUCAGCAUUGAACAAACCAUGCGACACGAUUUGUACGUUGUUAUCCAGGGUUUGAUCGACAAGACCGAUCUUAAGACUCUUGAUCAUGAAGAGGCUCGUAUGUUGUCCAAGAUGGAACGCAGCUUCCGCCGCAAUGGUUUGCACUUGCCUGAAGAAAAGCGCAAUGAAUUCAAGGAACUUCGUAAGCGUUUGAGUGAAGUCGGCAUCGAAUACAUGAAGAAUUGGAGCAACGAAAGCAGCACUAUCAAGUUCACCAAGGAAGAGCUCGAAGGCAUGGAUGACGACUUUUUGGGUGGUCUCAAGUCUGUCGAAGAAGAUGGUGUCAAGAAAUACAUUUUGACCAUGAAGUAUCCUGAUGUUCGCCCAGUAUUGAAGCUCUGCAAGGUCGACAACACUCGCAAGGCUUAUGCAACGGCAUUUGAAUCACGCAAUCGCGAAAACAUCGUCUUGUUGGAGGAGGCAUUGCGUCUUCGCAGACAGUGUGCCAAGAUCCUCGGAUACAAGACGCAUGCUGAUUAUGUUCUUGAAGUCAAGAUGGCCAAGACCGUGGAUGCCGUCCGCAAUUUCCUCAACGAUCUUGCCACCAAGUUGCGUCAGCCUGGUUUGAAGGAUGUUGCUGAUUUGAAGCAAAUCAAGAAGGAAGAGAAAGCUGCACGUGGUGAAGAGUUUGAUGAUAUGCUCAACCCAUGGGAUACCAGCUACUACGAGCGUAUUCUUCUUGAGAAGGAGUACUCCCUUGACCAAGAGAAGAUCAAAAAGUACUUUAGCUUGGAAACCACUAUCCAGAAAAUGUUGGAGAUCUACGAGAAGGUGCUCGGUCUCAAGUUUGUCAAGAUUCCAGCAGAGAAAGCGGUCGUAUGGCACCCUGAUGUGCAGUUGUUUGAAUGCUGGGAUGCUGUUGAAGAUAAGAGCUUCUCCGGUUAUAUGUACUUGGAUCUCUUCCCUCGUGACAACAAAUACCCACACGCUGCUUGUUUCCCCUUGCAGCCAUCCUACAUUGCCGAAGACGGCUCUCGUGUUGCUCCUAUUGCAGCUAUGGUCGCCAACUUUACCAAGCCUACUGCUGACAAGCCAUCUCUUUUGAAGCACGACGAAGUUGUCACCUUGUUCCAUGAAUUGGGCCACGUUAUGCAUCACUUGUGCAGCCGUACCAAGUUUGCAAGAUUCCACGGUACAUCGGUAGAGGGUGACUUUGUUGAAGCACCAUCUCAGAUGCUCGAGAACUGGUGCUAUGACCGUGAAUCUUUGAAGUAUCUCUCUGCUCACUUUGAAACCGGUGAGCCUAUCUCAGAUGACAUGAUUGAUCGCAUCAUCAAGUCCAAGAACGUCCUUGCAGCUCUCUUCAACUUGCGUCAAUUGUUCUUUGGUAUUUACGACAUGGAAAUUCACACCUCUGAAGAUGAGCAUAUCGACACCACCAAGCUGUACAAUGAGCUGCGUGAAAAGAUUUCAUUGGUGAAGGCACCAGAGGGUUCUUGUGGUCAAGCAUCAUUUGGUCACCUGAUGGGCGGCUAUGACGCUGGUUAUUAUGGCUACAUGUGGUCCAAGGUCUUCUCCAGCGACAUGUUCUAUACCAAGUUUGAAUCGGAUACGCUUUCACCCAAGACUGGAUAUUCUUAUCGCAAAUGCAUUUUGGAAAAGGGUAGCAGCAAGGAUGGAAUGGACCUUUUGAUAGACUUCCUCGGCCGUGAGCCAUCUUCAGACGCUUUCAUGAGAGAGGAUAUUGGCAUGCACUAA
Lichtheimia ornata is the source of this 2016-nucleotide messenger RNA. RefSeq lists its product as uncharacterized. Gene Ontology annotation, biological process: peptide metabolic process; proteolysis. Gene Ontology annotation, cellular component: mitochondrial intermembrane space. Gene Ontology annotation, molecular function: metalloendopeptidase activity. The transcript has 22 exons. The record is from RefSeq and is a predicted model, not a curated record. Bases 1 to 2016 code for a protein of 671 amino acids. NCBI's taxonomy places the organism in Eukaryota, Fungi, Mucoromycota, Mucoromycetes, Mucorales, Lichtheimiaceae.